Sphaeramia orbicularis (orbiculate cardinalfish) is the source of this 2633-nucleotide messenger RNA. RefSeq lists its product as uncharacterized. Gene Ontology annotation, molecular function: oxidoreductase activity, acting on paired donors, with incorporation or reduction of molecular oxygen, reduced ascorbate as one donor, and incorporation of one atom of oxygen. Bases 136 to 2205 code for a protein of 689 amino acids. The record is from RefSeq and is a predicted model, not a curated record. The transcript is spliced from 12 exons. NCBI's taxonomy places the organism in Eukaryota, Metazoa, Chordata, Actinopteri, Kurtiformes, Apogonidae.
UCACCGCUCGACCAGCUUCGAGCUCAAAUGUAGAAGUGUUGAUAUUAAGGAGUUUACGGAAGUGUUUAAACAGACCCAGGAACAGGCCCGUGGGUUUCUGUUAGUAGUAGACAUGCCGACAGUGGACUGUCUUCAAUGAGUUCCGUCUCUGGCAGCGGUAACAUGGCUCCGGUUCGGUUCGGGUCCUGGGUUUGCUUGUCCGUCUUUUGUGUUGUUGUUGUUGUUGUGACUGAAGCCGCGGGCAGACCGAGGCGGAGGAUGACACUGAGCGAAGACGACCUGCCCUGGACACCCCGUAAUGGUACCUUCACUUUGACCGCCCGGAAAGCCCCCUUUAGUCUGGGAUCCCCCGCCGCGGCGGGGCCGGCGCCAGGUGACCUUGCUGACGCCUUCAGGGUCCCGACUCUGAACGGGCAGUUUGUGUACAAGCCUGGUGGUCUCCAAGGGUCUCUGGUCAUUCACGCCUUCACUAACAAGUCUGGGUUUCUGGAGUGUCUGUGGAGCUCUCAGGAGUCUCUGUCCGGUCUGGUCCAGGGGCUCCCGGACAGCGCUCAGGUCUUGUUCCUGUCUCUGGAUGACUCUGCGGUUCAGGAUGCCCAGUGGAUGAGAGACCAGGUCCAGCGAGCCGCCAUGCACAGUAAGAAGGAGGUUCUGUCACGGCUGCACUUCUCUCCUGUUCCAGUUUUUGCUUUGGGAAACUGGAUCCCCAACGUGCUGUACUACUGGGGCUGCAUGGGACACAACUGUGGCCUGUCUCAGGCUGUUUUCACCUCUGAUGGAUGGAAAAUGCCUGUGAUCAUCAAAAGACUAGAUGCAAGAUAUGACUGGCUGAUUGGCCGCUGGGGUCAGGGGUCAUAUAAGCUGAUAGAUGCUGGAAAUGGCUGUAACCCGUCCCCCACAGUCGCGGGUGCUGUCGCCUGGGUGUCUGAGGAUGGAUGCUCUUUCUUCACCAAGGUGCAGAGUAUGGCCAAAUCCACUGCCCUUGGUGUCCUUGUGUAUGCACUGCCUGGUAAUCCCAUCCAGGACAUGAACUGUGUUGGAGAUGAAUGUUCCGUCCCUCUGAGUAUUCCUGCUGCCAUGGUGCAUCUGGAGACUUCAGUCGCUGAGGCACUCCGGUUUGAACAUUUGGUCAAUGUGGCCUUCCAGACCACACCUUCCCCAAACUUCUUCAUCAGUAUUGACCAACAGGGAGCGCUGGCUGAGAUGGGCUGGUUCCUUUAUCCCACAUUCUCAUUCAUCAACUGGCAGGCACAGUGGUUUGAUUUUCACUCCAGUCUACAGACUAAACUUCACAGUCCUGCCAAAGUUAUCUCUGUCUUUGACAAAGUCCAAAUGCAAGGAGAGAAGGGGGCAGUGGCUGCAGUUGACCUGCCUUUAGACCCGGUGGACUAUGACACCAUGGAGCUGGAUGCAUCUCUGUCCUGUCCUGGCACAAGAGACUCGUCGUGUGCUCCCUGGGAUCACACUGUCCAGCUGUUUGUCUGCUGUGAUCAUCUCAGUCCAUACUGCAACACAGAGCUGGGCCGAUGGAUCACUGCAUUUCGCAGGAGUACAGGGCACUGGCUGACAGACGUGUCACCGCUCAUCCCUCUGCUGGAUGGCAGCAAGUGUACGUUCACUAUGAAGACGGUGCCGUGGGCAAAGCCGUGGAUCGUCUCCCUCAACCUGAGAUUCAGUGUUAGCAAUCAGACUGGUAAUGAAGCUGUGAAGCCCCGCGCCUUCAGGGUGAUGCCGCUGUACAGCGGUGGAACCUUCGACAAAAACUACAACAAGAGAUACCAGCCAAUCAAAUUCCCAGUUCCAGUCUCGACCAGAAAGGUGGAGCUGUAUGCCGUCAUCACAGGACACGGCAGCGACGAGAAUGGCUGUGGAGAGUUCUGCGUCACCUCCCACCACUUCCUGAUCAACGCUGUUUAUAACAACACACGCAUCUUUGACUCUGCAGGAACAGCUCUGGGCUGUGCCAUGAGGGUCAAAGAGGGCGCUGUACCGAAUGAACACGGCACAUGGCUAUACGGCAGAGGAGGCUGGUGUGAUGGACUACAGGUCAACCCCUGGAGGAUCGACAUCACCAAACAGUUGGACAUGAGUGGCUCAGUCUCCAACACCGCCGUCUACUUCGGUUUAUUUGACGGACAGGAUCCUAAUCCGUCUCAACAGCCCGGAUACAUCAUCAUGAAUUCUUUUCUUGUUUUCUACAAAUGAAGCCACUCUGAAACUCUACAUUUUGCUCAAUAAAAUAUGAAACUUUAUGUACAUAAGUCAGAGAUUAAAUCUGUAUUGUUUUUUUUACUGCUUUCUGGACUGUUCCUGUUCCAUUUGCAUGCCAUCAUACUCGUCCACUACAUCUGGCUAAUUGCAUUUUUCUCAAGAUGUUCUCCAGAAGUGACCAAGGAGGCCCUUGUAUAGGCCCUUCAAGCACAUUUCUGUCUUAAGCUGCAGAUGCAUUGUUCCGUUAGCAACCUCUCACGAGUAAUUACAUGUAAUUAUAUCAAACUUGAAGCUGUAGGAUGAACCCUCACUGACUAAUCUUAUUCCUCUGCCGCUAUGGAGACAUGAAUCUUUUUUACUGUUUCACAUAUUCCUUUUCUGUUUUUGUAUUUAAUACAGUAAGUUUAUUGCUGCCAGGACCC